AUGCAGGUCGCCCAGAUGCUGCGCCGCGAAUACGCUGGGCUGGAGGUGGUAGGAUCUCAUUAUCCAAUACAUCCAACAAAAGCUGCGAUUGCCCAGAUGGUUGGCGCAGGCCAAAUGGCGGGAAUAGCCUUGUCAUUGUUUGGCGACCGGAUCUUGCCAGCUCUGGGUAUCUCAGAGCCUAUUCCAAUGGUUGCCAAUCUACAGAAGAACAAGUAUGCCACCUGCAUGUUGUUCUGGUUUCUUGGAGGCACGUUGCAACAGAACCUGAUGAAGACGUCUGCAUUUGAGGUUUAUUUUGAUGGGCAGCUGAGUGACGGAUUGUGGAGUGCGACCCUUCGCAUUAGCUCAUCCUCACCAUUCAGUACAUGGUUUCUGUCGCUUUGCACCGCUCGGCACUGUGUCUUCGCCCCAUCAGCCUGA
Ostreobium quekettii is the source of this 420-nucleotide messenger RNA. NCBI's taxonomy places the organism in Eukaryota, Viridiplantae, Chlorophyta, Ulvophyceae, Bryopsidales, Ostreobiaceae. The record is from the annotation of a GenBank genome assembly.